CCUUGUAGUCCGUCAGCCGAAGAAGUAUCUCACGGAUCAGCUCUUCGGGCAAAUCCGAAAUUUGGACUCAAAGAAGAGUACGCCGACUGUCUAUUCCUGUGCCGACACUGUCGGUGCCUCUUCUGGAAGUCUUACGGCCAUCCGUGCGUAUACCAGAAUCGGGUUCAAUUGCCUACCGGUGCUAAACAACAGGCCAAUGGUGCGCAACCACCGCAACACAAUCAUCCCGUUAUUGUCCACAAUAUGCCUUUCUUUCAUCACCCGCUCGUUCAACACUACAAUCACAACAACAAUCAUAUGGACGACAGCGACGGCAACGAGCCAUUGAAGACGGUUCCCCUUCACAUACCGGUUCCUCCGCAAGCGUUUCUCAAGUUUUUCUCCCUUUGAAUCACAUCAAGAGUCUUGUAUUGAAAAACAUACACUCAUUGAGAGACAACACAACCCUUUCUUCUUCUUCUUUGUUAUUAUUAUCUCUAUUUUGUGACCACUUUUUUGUUGUGUGUAUUAUAUCUGACUUCUUAUCCGUUGAGAUUCACAACUCAAUUAUAAGUUUUUUCCUCUCGUCUUAUGUAUGAAAACUUUGUAAAACUUUUUUUCUUGUUUUUCUUUUCCGAUUUUCCAGUACUUAUGUAACAAACAGUUGACUAUUAUUUUUGAUUAUUUUUUCGACUGAUAUCUUGUUUCUCUCACUCUUUGAUCCCGUA
This is a messenger RNA of Medioppia subpectinata, 707 nucleotides long. Lineage: Eukaryota; Metazoa; Arthropoda; Arachnida; Sarcoptiformes; Oppiidae. The record is from the annotation of a GenBank genome assembly.